GGAGACAGGGACGGAUGAAGGCCAGGAGAGGGAGGCCAGAGAGGAGAGUCAAGAGGCAGCAAGCAUCACUUUGUUCCGUGACCAACACCAGCAUGGGCUCCUUCUCCACCGCCACUGUGGGCGUCCUCCUCUUCCUGGCAUUUCAGCUGCCGGGUGUAUCGGAUGCGAACCCUGUGUCCAGUGCAGACCUGAUGGAUUUUAAGAAUUUGCUGGACCAUUUGGAGGACAAGAUGCCUUUGGAAGAUGAGGUUGUGCCCCCACAAGUUCUGAAUGAGCAGAAUGAGGAAGCCGGGGCGGCUCUCAGCCCCCUCCCUGAGUUCCCUCCCUGGACUGGGGAGGUCAGCCCAGCCCAGAGAGAUGGGGGUGCCCUGGGGCGGGGCCCCUGGGACUCCGCCGAUAGGUCUGCUCUCCUGAAAAGCAAGCUGAGGGCACUGCUCGCCGCUCCCCGGAGCCUGAGGAGGUCCAGCUGCUUUGGGGGCAGGAUGGAUAGGAUUGGAGCCCAGAGUGGACUGGGCUGCAACAGCUUCCGGUACCGAAGAUAACAGCCAGGGAAGAAAAGGCAGACCAGGCCCGGGCAGCGACCCAUCCCCUGGGCUUUCUCAUACAACUUUGUCUCAUCUUGCCAUCAAGCUGAGGUGUGAUAAGCAUCCUAUUCAAGCUGCAGCUUCCUGUCAACAUCUCUCAUACUUUAUGCUAAAUGUAGAUACUGGUGGUUUAAUUCCCGGUCUCUCCUACCCCAUGCAUUCAAAUUUAGGGUAGACCCUCACUUGUUACUGAAAACGGCUUGAAAAAAAAAAAAAAAAAAAUGAAUAAACUUCAGCACCAUGGACAGAA
This is a messenger RNA of Nycticebus coucang (slow loris), 834 nucleotides long. It is a transcript of the gene NPPA, whose product is annotated as natriuretic peptide A. The transcript is spliced from 3 exons. Lineage: Eukaryota; Metazoa; Chordata; Mammalia; Primates; Lorisidae. Gene Ontology annotation, cellular component: extracellular region; nucleus; cytoplasm. The record is from RefSeq and is a predicted model, not a curated record. Gene Ontology annotation, biological process: cGMP biosynthetic process; negative regulation of systemic arterial blood pressure; neuropeptide signaling pathway. Gene Ontology annotation, molecular function: hormone activity; hormone receptor binding. The coding region runs from base 15 to 542 and encodes 175 amino acids.